UGCGCUAGGCCGCGCGUUUGCCGAGCACGCCGAGGGCGCCUGCUUGUAUUGUAUCCCUCCUUGGUCCGCUUGCCGAUUAUUGACCUGCACUUGCAUUGUGGCUAUGAAACGAAAAGCUGCGCCAGAACCCUCGAACAGGCCUCUGUCGGCGUGGGAGCGCCGGCGGUUAUACUCAAACCAGCUGCGAGAAAAAACGAUGCUUCGUACUCCGGAACUCUCCCGCGCAAAUGGAACAACCCCUACGAGUUCGAACAAACCCGGGCGCCGAAAAUCUUCUUGCCCUGCAUCAAGAAGGAAAUCGCCUAAAGCAGCACAAUCUCUCGCUGCAAGAAGUCAGCAUGCCAGAAAUCUCAUGUCCAUAAUGAAACCAAAGGCCUCGAGUCAAUCGGUGCGAGCUAAGGCAGCUUCUGCAGUGCACGUGGCACCACCAUCAUCCAAGAGAGCCGAGGCACUCACUUGCAAGCCUACAGCAGCCACUAAAGUGCAUGACAAAAAGUGUGCCCCUACAAAGUUUCUACCACCGAAACGGAAGCCAUCUGUAGAGGUUUCCUUAGCACAACGCAAAGUUGAACUGGUCAGAACUGCCCUAACUCACACAAAGGUUGUGAAAGCAUCCCAGGCAGUUGAAGCUCAGAAACGAUCUCGCCCGCAAGUGAAAGUUUGCAGGCAGUCAGUGAAGACACUUAGUGACAAAACACCUCGUGGACCAUCGGGGAGCAAGCUUAAAAAGAGAGCAGCCUGCGAUGAGAUGGCGAAAACUGGAAGCAGUAGUUCGACACCGUCGUGUUCAGUGAUGGUCGAAAAGGUUGCUUUAAGUGAACUAGCCGACAGUUCGAGCGGCAGCACACCUUACCACACUGCCCACAGUAUCUGCCUCUCUUCGGACGACAGCGUUUCUCCAGUUGGCAAAAGAAAGCUCACACCGCUCCAUUCUUCUUCACCGGUGAAGACUCCUGACCAAACGCCUGCCACGGAGCUCAAUGACACGUUCACACUGGAAAGCCCAAAGAAAAGGAGCUCCAAAAAGCCGCCUUCAUCCUGCCUUCGCAAAGGCACGUCUUGCGUCAAGAAGUCUGUGUCCUUUACGAUGCCAGCACGACAGAGCGGCACACCAAAAAGGUUACCCAAGACUCCCAGACGCAGCCGCACAUUGCAGGAAUCCCUGAAGGAGUGGCUGAAGGCCCGGGGCUACAGUCUGUCAGCUCUGCGGCAGUCCCAUGGACACAAUGCGCAGCAUCAGCUGGGGCUUACUCCAUUCAAGGCGGUUCGAAGAACAGCCUUGAGGUCAGCAGAAAACCAGGCAUUGGGGACGUCUCCUGUGCUGCAAAAGCCUUCGAGGCAUUCGUUACAGCAAACGAGUGAAAGUGACGAGGCAUCAAAACACACCAGCAUUGCUGAUCUUCUGACAGAUCUUCAGCAGUGUUUGAACCAGCCAAAUCCGCCAGAGGAUGCAGAGACAUUGCUCAACCAGCUGGAAGAACAUGUGCCCAGUGUAACGGAUUACCCAGCCUUCUGGAUAUGUCGCUGUGUUUGCUACGAGAAAGCUGGGGACUCAGCUGAAGCUGUAAAAUCACUCACCCUGGGGCUGGACUUUGUCGCUACUGGACGAAAUCAAUUGACUGAAGCCCUGGACAGCCUAAUGAAUAAGGCACCUGUAGCAACUCGCAGCUCGCCCACAAGGAAGCAAGAGCACAAGCUGAGCAGGAAGCCAAACCUCGAGCAUGUGUCAACAGAAAACGUGUUCGCAUCAACAAUUAUCGACUACAAGGUGUACGAGAAGCCUAGCCUGAAUCAGAUCCAUGGCAGACAGUGCACGUCGAGUGUUGCCGUGAUGACUCCCGUGAGAAGGUCGUCUCGAAAUUCCAAGCGCCGUUCCAAUCUCAUAUCGUCACCGCACACCUUACUGUACAAACCAAACUCUGCACUUGAAGAUGUGUAAGAAAUAAAAGUGUUUAUUUCCCCUUUUGGGAGGGUGGCGAA
Messenger RNA from Rhipicephalus microplus (southern cattle tick), 1980 nucleotides. RefSeq lists its product as uncharacterized. The record is from RefSeq and is a predicted model, not a curated record. NCBI's taxonomy places the organism in Eukaryota, Metazoa, Arthropoda, Arachnida, Ixodida, Ixodidae.